AUGCCACAUAGAUGUUCCCUCCAUUUGCUUCUCAGGUACUUGACGUUUUGGAGAAGGUACAAAAGCGUGUGGGCAAACACACUCCGAUUUCUGCCCCAGACUACUCACGGGACAUGUGAUACCUGUCUGGACUGCAAGGAACGAUUCAAAACAUGUCAGGAUGCCCAGUCGAAAUUUGAGUGUGCUCGUCUUUACAAGAACCACCUGGCCAUUGUGGGGGCAGAUCGAAAGUUAGAGGAGAUGGGAUGGAUCAGUCUAAAUGGAGCCUCCCGCGAAACCGUGUUGUCCAGUCUUCGAAAGAGGAAAAUCCGUGGCAUCUUGGAGCGGAUCAACAUCAGGAAAUGGAUUGGACCCCAUGCCAAGAUCAAUGUUGAGUACCUAACAUCAUGUCGACCUUGGAAGUUGUGGCUCGAUGCCAACCUGCCGGUGAGGUUCCAGGGUGGGCUGAAAGGAGAUAGUGAAGGGCAUCAUGCCUACAUCUUUUUGCGCAGAGCAGAUGUCCCACGGAAUAUCAACAUCCUUUCGGACGACAAGCGGGGAGAAUUCCAAGACCAUGAACUUGACGUGAUAUGCUUCGUGAAAAAGAAUGCAUCAGAUAGAGAGCUGGCACAGGAGGGAAUUUUGGCAUUGCCAUACCAAUUCGUUGAGCGAAUUCAUGGUCAAGCACCGCUGAACCCUCGAGUACUGAAGCUGCCAGAACAAAGCAGGGCGGCUAAGUACUUAGAACUGGCCGAGUUGCUGUUGAGACGCUUCCCAUCAGAGUCCAAUGGACGGGUGGCUAAAUUUCUCAUUGAUCUUUGCAGGAGUACUGACCCGGGACCCCUGGCCCCAAUUUCGUGGUUCACAACCCAACAAAGGCAGGAUUUGAUUGAAAUCGGAUCGCCUGCUCUCAUUGCUAGGAUAGUACCAACACUGCGGUUAGAGGCCAGAUUUGCCCGGCGAUGA
Molecule: messenger RNA, 945 nt
Organism: Cladocopium goreaui
Lineage: Eukaryota; Dinophyceae; Suessiales; Symbiodiniaceae
Source: the annotation of a GenBank genome assembly